AUGGUACUGGGUCCUCCUGCGCCGCGACCCCGACAGGCGGAAAGGGCCCUUCUCUUCCCGCCACCCCCCUAUUCUUUCUCUCUCCCCUCUCCGAGGAGGAAGUCCUUUAGGGCACAGAACCCCCCAACUCCCUUCGGCAGCAAUUUGGGGCCACUGGGGCUGGCCGGAGAUGUCCGCCGUCUGGUGCACAGUGCACGAGCAGAGCCAGCCUUCAGCCUCGGGCGCGAACCCGCACUGGCAGCUCCAGCCCGCGACCCGGCAGCUCCGAGCGCAGCCAGCCACGGCCAUUGCGGGACCCUAUUUAUCCCGAUACGUCCCCUGACGUGGGCUCGGAAUGCUCCCUUGGCAGCCGCGAGCGCGUCUCGGGCUCCCCCUCCGCCGCUCCACCCCCAGCCCUCUCUUUGCAGAAGCGGGGCGGGAGUGCUGCUAGCAGACACCUGGGGGCCCCCGGGAACCCCACGCCCUUGUCAGGCGCCGCAGCAGUGGGAGGGGCGCCAGGUGCUGUACCGGCAGAGCAGCGGGCGCAACAGCCGCGCCCUGCUCUCCUACGACGGGCUCAACCGGCGCGUGCGGGUGCUGGACGAGAGGAAGGCGCUGGUCCCGUGCAGGAGAUUAUUUGAAUAUAUUUUGCUCUAUAAGGAUGGAGUGAUGUUUCAGAUUGAACAAGCCACCAAGCAGUGUUCCAAGAUCACCCUGACAGACCCCUGGGACCCUCUUGACAUUCCUCAGAACUCCACCUUUGAGGACCAGUACUCCAUAGGGGGGCCCCAGGAGCAGAUCACCGUUCAGGAAUGGUCUGACAGAAAGUCAGCUAGAUCAUAUGAAACCUGGAUUGGCAUUUAUACAGUCAAGGACUGCUAUCCGGUCCAGGAAACCUUCACCAAAAAUUACAGUGUGAUAUUGUCCACACGGUUUUUUGACAUACAGCUGGGUAUUAAAGACCCCUCAGUGUUUAUUCCCCCAAGCACGUGCCAGACGGCCCAGCUGGAGAGGAUGAGCGAGGACUGUUCCUGGUAAGCCUGUGAAUGCAGGUGUGAGAGCAUCAGACAUCAGACACUGGCGGCCUUAGCUCAAAAUGUAUUUGAACUUGAGAGAUGAGAAUCUUAUUUGUAGAUACAAAUUGAUGUGGGGUUUUUUGUUUUGUUUUGCUGUUUUUGUACAUAUGAUGUUGGCUACUCAAGCUAUAUUAAAAGAGGGAAGAGGAUGGAGAUGAUGUGGUAAUAUGAUCUGCAGAGAUGACCAUGGGGACUUUGUGUAGCCUAUCUGGGUGCUGUGCUUUCUGCAUGUGCAUGUGUAUAUGAAGUAUAGUAGCUUGCAUGGGGCUGAGAGUCAGUGGGAGCAGUUCGUCUUGGCAGGGAAAAAUGUUUUAUUAUUGACAUUAGUGAGAAUCACCAGAUUCCUGGCACAUGGCAAUAAUAAAAAGCAGAACAAUUUUGGUCAAUUUAUUAUUAAUUUUUAAGUUUGCUACAGAUAAUGACCCCUGUAUUGCCUUCACUAAGGAGGUGACUGCUCCCUCUGUCCCCACCCCAUGCUCCCCAGACUACUGAAAAAGUUAUCCCUUAAAACCCCUUCCAGACUUAAGAGCUUAUGGCAUGAGUCAAUUGAUAUGAACGUUUUGGAAGGAAAUGAAAGGCUAUAAUACAAAGUAAUUAUUCCUCUAAAGAGACAUUUUAAACAAGAGAGUUUGAAAAUCUUUAAUGUCUACCCCCGGGUAAACAUGAGCCACGCAUGCUUCCAUUUUUCUAUGCAAGAGUAUUGAUACUUGUGCUGAAUCAUCCCCUACUGUCAGGAGGCCUACAGAGACAGGUAGUAUUCUAAAAAUAGCCCCAACUUGGGAGUCUGAAGACUACUGUCUCCAAAAUCCAGGACCGGAAUUUCCUUGUACUUGAAUUCCUUUGAUUAACAAAAUGCUCUAUGCUUUCCCCCACCUUGGCCUUCUUGGGGUACAACCUCUUUGUCUACCUGACUUCAGGUCAUCUUUCAUAGGUCAGCUCACACAAGAUCUUCAGAGAAUUGCUCCCAAGCCUGGAUUGGGUGCACUUUGCAGCUUAUGCAAUUUUCACAGCAUUAUUUAGGCUGUUGUGUUAAUUUCCUGCUUACUGGACACUGUCAUACACUAGCUUGGCUAGGAGCUCAUACAGCAUGGAUACCAUGUUCUGUUAAGGUUUAUAUGCCCAGCACCAAGUAAGUGCCUGGCACAUGGUUAAUGCCCUAAAAAUUUGUAGAGUGGAGAAUGCCAACCUCUCUAGUUUUUAGUUUCCUCAUUUGUUAAUGAGGUUGCAUUUGCAGAUCUCUAGGGGGGCUCGCAGUAAUAAAAUGGAUUAUUCUAGAUUACUGUAUUAUUAUGUUUCUUCUGCCCAUCUAUUUACAUAUUAUCUGUUACCCAGAGAAAUGUGUGACAUCUAUAUUAUGCUGAAACAAUCUGUAUUACUCACUGUUUAUAUUAUUUCAAUAAACAAACUUUGCAUUUCAAAGUA
Molecule: messenger RNA, 2477 nt
Organism: Miniopterus natalensis
Lineage: Eukaryota; Metazoa; Chordata; Mammalia; Chiroptera; Miniopteridae
Gene: EPDR1
Product: ependymin related 1
Biological process (GO): cell-matrix adhesion
Cellular component (GO): lysosome; extracellular region
Molecular function (GO): calcium ion binding
Source: RefSeq, a predicted model, not a curated record